UGGACCCUCCCACUACAGAAGAGUGACACGCCAUUCAAUCGCUGCCUGGCCCUGCGCUUGUAGGAAUCAGAAGGGAGCGCUGCGCGAAGGCUAGUAACAAAAAAAAGAAAGAAGCAUAUCUGCUGGGAAAACUGAACUACAUCCGCGCUACGAGAAGCAAAAAGAAAAGAAAGUUGAACCGAAUCACGGCGAAAUGGGGAUUCGAAAAAAGGCGAACAAGAACCCACCGGUGCUGAGCCACGAGUUUGUCAUCCAGAACCAUGCAGACAUUGUUUCGUGUGUUGCUAUGGUGUUCCUCCUCGGGCUCAUGUUUGAGGUCACCUCGAAGUUUGCAGUGUUGUUCAUAACCGUCCAGUACAAUGUCACCAUUUCCACAAACGAAGGCCCAGAGGAGACAGCUGUGAACCACUUCCACCAUGGCAUCAAGGACUUGGCCACUGUCUUCUUCUACAUGCUGGUGGCCAUCAUCAUGCAUGCCAUUAUUCAGGAAUAUGUGCUUGACAAAAUCAACCGGAAGAAACACUUCUCCAAAACCAAACACAGCAAGUUUAAUGAGUCGGGACAACUCGGCGCGUUCUACUUUUUCUCCUUUGGUUGGGGCGCGAGCAUCCUUCUCUCUGAAAACUUCCUAUCCAAUCCAGUCACCCUGUGGGAGGGAUAUCCCCAUACACUGAUGCCAUUCCAGAUGAAAUUCUACUUGAUUUGCCAGCUCAGCUACUGGCUGCAUGCUCUCCCGGAACUCUAUUUCCAGAAGACAAAGAAGGAGGAUAUUCCACGCCAGCUUGUGUAUGUUUUCCUGUACCUGGUCCACAUUGCGGGCGCCUACAUUCUGAACCUGAACCGUCUAUGUCUGGUCCUGCUCGUGUUGCACUACUUUGUCGAGUUGCUCUUCCAUGUUUCGCGUCUGAUCUACUUCAGCAACGAAAACAGACAAAUGGGUUUCACCCUAUGGGCCGUACUGUUUGUCCUCGCACGGCUGCUCACCCUGUCCUUGUCCGUCCUCACCGUGGGCUUCGGCCUCGCCAACGCUGACAAUCAAGGCUUUGAUCUGGCCGCAGGAAACUUUAAUGUUCUCUUUGUGCGGAUAACUGUCCUGGCUGCCGUCUGCCUCACUCAGGCCUUCAUGAUGUGGAAAUUUAUCAACUUUCAGCUGCGUCGGUGGAGAGAGCAUGCCCAGGCUCAGACCAUGAAAAAGAAACAGGCGCCUUCCAAGAGCAAAUCGAAGAAGGACAAAGCUAAUGGAGUAAACGGAGUGACCUCCCAUGGAGCGGAUUCACCAAAAGCAAGAAAAGAGAAGUCAUCGUAAACACAUUCCCCUGAGCUCGUCCCGCCGUCUCUCCCUCCCUGUGCCUCCACGUCUGCGUUCAACCGACAGAUCCUCCACCUCACCACCACCACCACCACCACCGUUGCAUUUGUGACUCCCACACAGUGACUGCCCUCCCAGCUGGAUCUCAUGGGCACCGAAUGCGUUUAGCUUUGCUUGUUCGCCAGCCGUUCCAGCGCACCGUGAUUUAACAUUUCCAGUGAAAAGCAAACUAAUUGAAAAAAAAAAAAAUAGAAAUCAACUAUUAAAAACAAAAAAAAAAGUACAGUUAUAUUUAAAAAGAAGUGCCUAUUGAUUGAUACAGAUUGUUUUGUACAGGAUGUGUUUAAUUUUAAGAAUUUCAGGAAUGAUGACAUCAGUGUUAGAAAUUUCUCCUUAGUCAUGCCUUUCCUAAAUACUGUGUUUUCCGGUUUAUAUUUAAUUUCUUUUUUUGCCUUUAAAAUGUGUAGCCCGGUUUCCCCUGACUUCAGUUUAUUAAUUUGUCCCUGUCGUGACUGGAGGUUGUGUACAAGCUUCUUAUAUUCUUCUCCUUUGUAAUAUUAACACCACGGCCUAUUCAAACCCACACAGGAAGAAAACAUUGUUGGUGUUUUCAUUGCGUCACUCACACCACACCUUAAACAGAAGACAGAAUGUGGAAGUAAUACAUAACAUCCAGUCAUUGCUAGAAUACUGGAGAAUGCCGGUCCAGUAUUCUGCAACUAGAUUCACGUUUAAUGUCAAAUAUUUGGAUUUUGGAACAGUUUUGUAAUGACGGCAGAAAGAAUUUUAUCAGAGAGUUAAAAAAAACAACGACAUUGGAUAAAACUUCGAUGGAACCUUGUGUGCCCAUCUUCUCUUGUAGUGAAAGCGGAAUGGGUUUGUUGUGUUUGUGUGACCCGGUGUAUUACUGCUAACCUGAAAGCGUCCAUGAGAAUGAUUUGUCGUCGAAGAAUCGGACUGGGACGUUUGGCUCUCACCCUCGCCCUCUAUAUGGACUGUGCCAAACGAGCCUGAUUGACCUGAUGUUGAUAAAUGUCUUCUUACUUACAUGCCAUCAAACUAAUUUACAAAGCUAUGGUGUGCAGUCGUGUCGUCACGAUCAAUCACCUAGUUAACACUGGCUUUUUUUCUAAAAGGAAUAAAUCAAAUUUGCAAAAUGUAGGUUCAUAACUGUGAGUCACGUUGCCUCUGGCAGUGCAUCAGAGGUGGUUGCGUUGUCUUUGACUUGUCCUGAGGGUUUAUCCAUCUUGUAAAGGAAUAAAAUGUUUUAUUGAAAAAAAGA
Messenger RNA from Solea solea (common sole), 2591 nucleotides. RefSeq names its product translocation associated membrane protein 1 (gene tram1). The transcript is spliced from 11 exons. Gene Ontology annotation, cellular component: endoplasmic reticulum membrane. Bases 194 to 1306 code for a protein of 370 amino acids. The record is from RefSeq and is a predicted model, not a curated record. Gene Ontology annotation, biological process: SRP-dependent cotranslational protein targeting to membrane, translocation; protein insertion into ER membrane. Lineage: Eukaryota; Metazoa; Chordata; Actinopteri; Pleuronectiformes; Soleidae.